GGAGGGACGGAGGGAGGGAGGGCACAGCUCGUUUCCCGCCCCCUGCUCGGUCUCUUCUCCUCCCUCUCCCCGUUCCUCCUUCCCUCCCCGCCGCACCGGCGAGGCUGGGAGAGCGGCGCCCGCCCAGCGCCCGGGGCUGCCGCCCCGCCAGGACGGGGGAAGGAGGCGCUGCCUGCGGGGAGGAGGCUGGAUGAAGGCUUGCGCCUCAGGGCGGGUUGGCCAGCCCCUCGGGCAUGAAGGGGACCGCGGGGAGUCUGCCCUGCCCUGCAGCCGAGCGGGGACAUCAGGAAGUCAGCUGGCUUCAGAUGAUACAGAACUCACUGACAGUUGCUCUUCCUUCAGUCCUACUUCAUGAGAACUCCAGAAGAUACUAACUGAGUGAUAUUUGGCCAGGCCUAAAAUAUCUUCCACUCCAGAUUUGAAAGUAGUGGAAAAGUUAGACCAUUUUCUCUUGGGAAGAAACUGAUUGUAGUUUAUUCAGAAGUCCACAUUGUUUCCGUUCUCUAAGCAGAUGGUACGUGAGCAAUAUACUACAACAACACCAGGCACUAGCCUAGAGAGGCCGAAGAAUGAAUAUGUCUACAAAAUUGGAAUUUAUGGCUGGAGAAAGCGUUGCCUCUACCUGUUUGUUCUCCUCCUGCUUAUCAUCCUAGUUGUCAAUUUUUCUUUGACAAUUUGGAUUCUUAAAGUGAUGUGGUUUUCCCCAACUGGAAUGGGACACCUGCGUGUUACAAAAGAAGGCCUUCGUCUGGAAGGGGAGUCGGAAUUCUUAUUCCCUCUUUAUGCCAAAGAAAUCCAUUCUCGAGUGGACUCAUCACUGCUUCUCCAGUCUACUCACAAUGUGACUGUGAAUGCUCGCAAUUCAAAUGGGGAAGUCACGGGCAGAUUAAAUGUGGGUCCUAAAAUGGUAGAAUUCCAUGGUCAGCAAUUUCAGAUCAACUCAAAGGAUGGCAAGCCACUUUUUACAGUGGAUGAAAAUGAGGUUGUCAUUGGCACAGAUAAACUUCGAGUCACAGGGCCCGAAGGAGCACUUUUUGAACAUUCUGUAGAAACACCACUUGUGAAGGCAGAAGCAUUUAAACAGCUUAGGCUGGAAUCACCGACUCGAUCUUUGAGCAUGGAUGCACCACGAGGAAUUAAUAUCAAAGCGCAAGCUGGGAAUAUUGAAGCUCUUUCCCAGAUGGAUAUCAAACUACACAGCAGUGAUGGUGUGCUUCUGCUCGAUGCUGAAACUGUACGACUGCCUAAAUUGCCUGAGGGUACAAGGGGUGGAUCCGGUAUUUCUCAGGGGCUUUACGAAAUCUGCGUGUGUCCGGAUGGAAAACUCUACUUGUCAGUGGCCGGCGUGGGCUCCACCUGCCAAGAAUACAGCCGUGUCUGCCAGUGAGGCACCAGAAAAGGCCGCACACCCCCUUGCUAGUCUGAGUUUUAUAUUAUUGCUGAAGAGCAUUACCGAAAGCAGAAUUUUCAGAAUUUUAAAAACAAAGUACUUCAGUUUAGGAAACUAAUCUAUAGCUACAAUUCUGGACUACAGGGUGAAAGAGGAAGAGCACAAAUGACAUUUCAACUUCAGAAGAAUGACUUGAAUCAAAUAAUAUGUUCUGUCAGUAACACUUUGAAAACAGCCUUAAAGAAAGCAUUAAAAAAAGGAAUAUGUUUCCUUGCUGAACUUUUAUUCAGUCAGAUGAUUAUGUCAUUGUUAACAUUUUUGAGCUCCAUGGUUUUUUUCUCUCACUAUAUGUAAACACUUACUGCAUUAGUGGGUGAAAUAAAUUGAGGGAACUACUUUAACUAGUUGCUAAGACAGAGCAUUAUUUGGGCAAUUCAGAAAGUGCCAGCAAAUGGUCUAUGCAAUUUUGUUCUUGCAAUAACACAAGAUAUGAAAAAUGUGGUAUUUGUAUAAGUUCUGUGUAAAAGGUGUUAAUUUGCUAAUAGCUUUCUAUUUUAAUUUGGCAACAUAUAUGCUGAUUUGCUUAUUACUGAGAUUCACAUAAAAAUAACUAACACAAAAAGCUCCAGGAGUCAUUUAAACCUCCCUGCAUCUCAAAUCUGUUCACUAUACAACAGAGAAAUAUGUUAGUGUAUUUUCUAAUAGCAAUAGUUUGUUGAACUGCCUGUACCAUUAUACUCAUUUAAACCUUUUUAUAUUUUAGGACAUGCUAAUUCAACAAGGCAAUUUGCUCUGCCAGCAGGACUAGUAAAAAGGAAAAAAUCCUUAAUAUGGCUCCAGAUUGUCUGACACGAGGAACUGUUUGGGUGGUGGGAAAAAAACUGCAGCCCACAGGAUUCAAUUGAAAGGACUAUUUAAUUACCAUCUGCAGCUGUUGACUGAUAUUUCUGAUCCUGUCAGAGUAGAAGCCCAUCACAAACGGAGAGAGUAAAACUACUCUUUAUUAUUUUUUACAUUAGGACUUUGGAUACAAAGCAAAUGGUCACCAGAGUUGACAAACCAUUUAUUGACCUUGUAGAGAAACACAGCUGCAGACCCAUUCCCCUGUACAGUGUUGCACUGAACACAAAUAAAUUGUUUGCACACCUCUGGGUAGCAGAUUUGUAUUUAAUAGUCUGUUGUUUAAAACUAGUGGGUUUUUAACUCCUUUGAUGGUCUUUUGUAUAUACUUGAUGAUAUUAUUACCCAGGUAGGAGCUGCUAUCACAUAGUGCCUUGGUGUCUAUUUACAGAAAGCUUUUUAACCCAUACUCGUUUUUAAACCACAGAAUGUCCAUCCUUUAGAGAAGACAAUAAUCAUCCUUAAAACAGGAGAAACAAAAGAAUGACUAAGAUGAUGCCAUUUUUUAAACUUGCUACUUCAGCUAGCUACUACAAGCAAAGAAAUCGCACACUCAGUUAUGAACCCAGAUACCCACAGAAGACUGAGUUGAGAAAGAGCCCCCCGUUAACUGGAUCCGCUAUUAUUGUGGUAAAGCCCUGGGUAGUCUCUGCCUCAAGGGUUGCCUUUGUAAUGUAUGCAAUGAGUCUAAUGGACAAGACUGAAAUUGCCCUUCCUUAGCCAGGUGGAGCCCUCAGCAUUCAUCAAACUAGAAGAAGAACAACAGGAAAAGCAGGAGACGUGCUUAAGCUGAGCUUCGGGCAAAGAAGCCAAGUGAAUCAAGGUCUCCCAUGUUAUUUAGAGAGUGCUCUGACUGCUAACAUAUUGCCCAAGGGAGAAGUAGGAAGCCACACAGCUUCCAUUUCUGAAAUUCCCUUUUCCUGGGCUUAGACAUCUACCUUCAAGUGUGAGUCCAGGGCUGUUGGCCCUAAAGAGAAGACAGUAUAUCUCUACAACUGUAUCUCUCAACUAUAGCUCUCUACAAAUAAGCCUUAGCUGAGGUAGGCUUUAACAGAAAGCUGUCUUCGGCUUUAAAGUCAGUUUAGGUGGUUCCAGCUCCAUGUGCAAAGUCUGCAAACCAAAUUAUGAGCAGACUUAGCUCAAUCAUUGGAUAGAAAGUAUGAGUAUUAAAGGACAGCAAAUUCCAUUCCAGGUGUCAGAUACUUGAAAACUGCUGCUACAAGUAACCUGGAGGGCUGUAAUGUCUACAGUCUUUUAUAAAUGUAGUACAACAGCAAAACUGGGACUUCAAGUCUCUAGAGAAUUCAGCCACUAUCUAGUUUCAAAGGCAUUUGAAUUACCAUCAUACCUCUGUUUCUGACAUUAAGGAACAUAUGCCCACUUCCACGUGGUACCAAACUACUAAUUCACCUAAUCUAAUCCCUAAAUGUUAGGCAGAUACUGUAAAUAAGUACAUUAGUUACAAUCUGCCUAUUCUGCUGACAUAGCACUUUAUGUUAUGCAUUUUAAGCAUUUUCAAAUGUGACUUGCCAGCUAAUACAGCACAAGGGGUUGAAUCCAGGCUUUCCUUGUAUCACAAGGGUAACAUAACCCCUAAACUACUGGGUAUUUGGAAGACACGUCUGUUGCAACUUCGUGCAUUGAAGUUGCUCGAUUUCAGUUAACAUUUUUACAAAGCUGUGGUAUACAGCUAGUAAAAUCAGGGUGCAGUUCCCUGGCUAGUGACACGACUAAGCAUUAUGGCACCUCAGUCAGACAUUGCAGUAACUACUGCCUUUCUUGUGGAGGUAAUCCCUUUGGGCUUGCCUCAGUUCAUAGGUGAGUUCUGAGUAGUACAGAAAACUAAACAGGUCUGCUGUACCCCCAGCUCUGCCAUCAUCCAAACCACAACCUGGCCCUCUCCAUUGCUUAAACUUCAUCUUCUUUUUGUUAUGCUACAAAAUUGACAUUGAACAUAUAGUUGCAUUAUGUAAGUUUUGCAGGUUUUUUAGAGCACGGAUGGCAACUUCUUGUUACUGAAGAACUUUUUUGGGAUUUUUUUUUUUUUAGUUGUGGUUAGUUGACCAUCAAAGUUUAUGCUAAAAUUACCAGUGUAAUCAGGUGAUGCUAUAAUAUGAAUUGUUGUUAAUCUCAAUGUAGUUCAUACAUCACUAAAUUAUCUUUUUUUAUAUCUCCGUGUGGCUGUCUCUCCAUCUCUCUCUAAUACUUCAAAAUUAUUGUUUCUACUUGAAUCAAACUUCAGUAAAUAGUUACAGGUUAACAUAAAAUUAUGGCACAGGAAAGUUAGAAUAUGCACUUCUCCAGUUUAUUUUCAAAAAUGUUAACCAAAUAGUGAAAAAAAAAUCCCACUACCCAGCAUAGUGACCUGUACUGUUUCCCCCCUCCCCCCCAAAAAAAAAUAAUUAUUUGCAGCUGUUCUUGUAACUGGUUGGGAUUGUUACACAGUGGAAAAUUAAAAAUAUCAAAAUGGUAGUAAAACUUUAUUGGUGAUUGCCCAAACACAACCUUGUUUGUUUCCAUUUCACAGUCCUUCAGUAUUGACAUCUAUCUUUAUGUAACUUUAUGCGAAAAGAAAUUGCAAGAAUUAACUGAAAACUGAGUUCCUGAAUAAACUUUAUACAUUUUUAAAA
Molecule: messenger RNA, 4920 nt
Organism: Phalacrocorax carbo (great cormorant)
Lineage: Eukaryota; Metazoa; Chordata; Aves; Suliformes; Phalacrocoracidae
Source: RefSeq, a predicted model, not a curated record